This is a messenger RNA of Lolium perenne, 1410 nucleotides long. The record is from RefSeq and is a predicted model, not a curated record. Lineage: Eukaryota; Viridiplantae; Streptophyta; Magnoliopsida; Poales; Poaceae.
UGGGUGGCCUAUGCCCCCUCCCUGGUGGCUCUCGGGUGUUCUGGAUGCUUCCGGGUAAAAUAGGAACCUGGGCGUUGAUUUCGUCCGAUUCCGAGAAUAUUUCGUUACUAGGAUUUCUGAAACCAAAAACAGCAGAAAACAGGAACUGGCACUUCGGCAUCUUGUUAAUAGGUUAGUUCCAGAAAAUGCACGAAUAUGACAUAAUGUGUGCAUAAAACAUGUAGAUAACAUCAAUAAUGUGGCAUGGAACAUAAGAAAUUAUCGAUACGUUGGAGACGUAUCAAUACACCGGUUUGGAAAUUAUCCAUCUUAGGUGGUCUAGUAUUUUUGAAAAAUGUGUUGGUACCAAUGUGAAACUUUAAUUUGGUGGUUGCUUCACAAAACACCCCGUUUUCGGUACCUCGAAAAUGGAAGAUGUCCUAGGGCGUGUGCACCAACGACAUCUUCUAGAAGCUCCGACAAGGGAGCUUCCGAAGAUGUCCUAGGGCUAGCAAGGUCUCCGUCGCCUAUCCCGUACUCUCCACCGUGCCAGCAUUCUCCACCGCUGCAGCCGUCUCCAGUGCGUCAGCCGUCUCCGUCGCCUCUCCCGUCUCCAGCGUGCCAGCCUUCUCCGCCGCCGUGUCAGCCUUCUCCGCCGCCGCAGACCACUAAGUCUCACAGCCAAAAGCGGAAGCAUACCAUCACCACUCCGGCAAUGAGCCGUAACCGAUCACCCAAACGUCGACAUGAUCCCCUCCCAAGAGUACCUAAGGUUCCUCCUAAGAGACCUUACGACUAUACAGAAGAGGAAAACAAGGAUUAUUUCAGUUAUUCAAUCAAGAUGCCCACGACAAAUCUAUGAUCAGUGCCUAUUGUCUAAUGAAGAUCCGCGAAUGCCGAAUUGGACAAAUCUAUGACAUUGGGUUCGUUGACCCAUAUACCGUGCAUGAGCAUAGUGUCCAACACUAUCCCAAGGACACAGAGGAUAACUUGGUAUCGGCGUUAAGGCAACACGCACACAAAAGGGAAAUACUAUUUUCUUACAACUUCUCGUUUCACUUUAUCCUGCUAGUCAUUGAACCUGCCGCCGGAGUAGUAGAAGUCAUGGACUCGAAAAGUAAACCCCUUGCGGCGUGGGGGGACAUGGCUGAUAUUCUCCAGAGGGCUUGUAAACGGUUCACCAACAAGGCUCCGGGUGUGUGGAAAAGCGAGCUUGAACUUAAACCUGUACCGGUAGUUUUCUUGUGGGCAUCAGUUAUAGUAGUUAAGGAGGGUAUUACUGACCAACAUGCCAGGAUAUUGGCCUCCCGUGAAGCUCUCAGCCUUGCACUUGAUUUUCAUGUUACUGAUAUGAGCAGAGUAGAGCAGAGGACUCUGUCCGACGGUAUCCUUACGAGCUCCCCGACCUCCAACCUCGCUUGCUGGCCCUGA